Molecule: messenger RNA, 13098 nt
Organism: Porites lobata
Lineage: Eukaryota; Metazoa; Cnidaria; Anthozoa; Scleractinia; Poritidae
Source: the annotation of a GenBank genome assembly
AUGGCGGUCAGAGCGAGAAUCUACAGCGCCAAAACGGUAUGUGGACGAGGUUUGCUGGAAAUGUCAUCCCAAAAGAUAAAAAUAUCAAAAACCGAUCGUAAACUUUUUCCUGUUGUUGUGAGAGACAUGGACAACAUUGAAAAGCGAGUGAAAAUUCACUAUGUGGAAUAUAGCGAACGGUACGGCGAUUGGCGGCCAUGCGAUACUGAGGAUAGCAACCCUCCUUUUCAGUGGGUGGAAUCUCUUCGUACUCCUUCUAGUACUUCUCUUGAGGACCCUAUGGAAUUAGUCCAUGGAGAACUGUAUCGUGAAAUAAAGAGAAAAUUAUAUUCUGGCCAAAAGGAUGAUCCAGCAACCCGUGUUGAAAUUCGAAUUGAUCAGGAUGUGUUUGAUGAAGGACUGGCAUUAGCAGGGAAGCCAAGUAAAGAAAGAGGGAAGACUGUCUAUCGAAUCGACUCCAAUGAGGCUUUAAAGCAUUCGCUGGGAAUCAAAUGGGAUGAACGCAUUUUCAAUAAAAGUGGUGAUUUUGCAUUUGUCAUUGAGAAAACUGUGCGUUUCUGGUUGUCUAGAGAGACUGCCAUCCAAGAAUUUAAGGUAAUAGGGGGAAAAUACAUUAGAUCUGAAAUAGAGGACAAUUUAUGAGUAGUAUUUACUUUUGUAAGGGGUAAUAGAAAUAAGCAUAAUUAUGCUACAAGAAACUGAUUAUCUUUAUUAAAUGUCUUCAUGUUUUUCCAUUCCUCUUGAAAAAAAUCAUUUUGCAAUUACAUAAUAUAUUAUAUUAUUAUAGUAUACAUAUAUCUAUAUACCGACAUGACAGGGCUGUCAAUAAGGGGCAUAACCCAUAACACUCGGCAGCUGAGUUAGUUUGAUUUUGACUGGAUAUGUAAACUGAUGGUUACUUUUAGCAAAGAACCUGCUAUCAAUAGUAUUGUUAUGGAUGAAACAUUAAAUGAUUUCCAUAAACUCACUCCAUAGCUGCUGCAGUUUUUCUAUAUUCUGGUCACCUGGCAAAAGGGAAGGGAAGUCAAUGUUUUGCAUUACAGUGAGUUUUUGCUGGACCAGUUCAAUCUCUUAGUCCAGCUUUUUUGUAUCUUUGUUGAUCCUCCACUCAAAAGAAAUGCCACGGUUCGUCAGGAAUGCUUCAUACCCGGCCAUAUGCUUAAACUUCUUUUGGGAAAACCCAUGUGGAAAUGUUGCCUUGUCACAUGCAUCCUUUCUCCUCAAUUCUCUAAUUAAAAGUUCAGUCAAGUUAUCAGAUAGGCGAAGAAAUAAGUGUAAAGUAUCAAUAAUUACAUGAUCAAGUGGUGUGAAGCUAAAUAAAGGAGUUGCUUUGCAGUUGAGCUGUUUUGAAGUAGCAAAGUUGGCAAUUUCCUCCAGUGAUCUAGCACCCUGGUCACUAUUGCUAAGGGACCAUACUGUUUGGAUGUCAGGCCUCUGAUUGCGAGGGCAUUUGGAACAAAUACGUGCAUGAUCCUGGUUAGCUGCCCCUAACCCACAUACACAUGCUAAAAACUUCCAAUCCGCACCCAAGAAGUAUUCAAUAUUAUAGUGUUUCCCUCCCACCUUAACCUUACUUAAUUUAGUCAUUUUUGCUGUUGCUGUUAACUAAUUUUAGUCUCUCCCCAAUGCAAGUCCCAUCUGCCCUGAUCUUGACCCGGAUGACAUCCUCCUCUACAUCUCCUUUUCUUUGCAACCGUGCAAUCUGUUCCUCAAGGCUUUCUUUGAAGCUUGUUUGCACGCCUUCAGCAUCUCCAGGUUUUUUUUUUGUCUUUUUUAAUUUAUGGCUCUGGACUAUGAGUUAACUUCUGGGAUAACAUAUAAUAAUUAAGCUUAAUCUCUUUUGAACCAAUUAAGCUUACUUACUUGUUGUUACUGGAUGUAAACGAAGGCAAUGAAUGGCCCAUAAAUUCUGCCUUCGGACCAUCUGAUCCUUCUCCCACGGCAGUCAUGGCCACGCAGAAUACAAGUACCAAAAACAGUGAAAGACCUACAACUUAAACAGCCAUUUGCCCCAUCGAAAUCGGUCGAAACCUAGGCAAAUUAAAUACCAAGACAAAGGAAAUUUUCCGCUCUAUUGGAAUUACGCAGUAAAAAUGGGACCAGCGCAUGCACACACGAGUUCUGCCCCAGUCUUAAGCGCCAACCGUGACAAGAGCUUAAAAUUGUCUGUAAGUAUUGCAAAAUUGGGAUUUGGAAAAUUGCAAUUUGCCCCAUUGAAUUUUGCAGCUAUAACUUUCAAAUGCAUCUUUGAAAGUAGCUUUAUUGUUCUUUUUUAAGAAUUCGUAGGUAAAAAUGUUCGCUUUUUACACGUCUUUGAGUAAGCGAGCAAAAUAUUCAAAAUUGUGCAUGUUUUUGACUGACCUAGAGUCAGACACUCAGUUGGGGCAUGAUCACCGGAACUUGAUAGAGGCUUUUGUUUACAGUGAGUUUGAUAUGCUUACCUCUUCAAAGGUGGAAUGUACUGCAAAGUUUAUGAGGUUGCUUAGCACGUGUCCUCCAAGACUGGGUUCACAGAUGGAACCCUGUGGCAAUUGAUUCUUCUCUAAGUGGAGUUUUUGGAACUUUAUCACACAAGGGGUCACCAUGCUUGCGAAGUAGUUGAUGACAUUGUUGCUUCACCUGAAAAUAUAUCACAGAUCUGAAACGAGUUGUUUUCAAUGUUAAUAGUAGCUUACGAAAUUGGUUGUAAUCACAACAAGCUAGAUUAAUUAUCAUUUGAGGUGGGUCACCAAUACUCCUAUACAAAUUACCUAAACGUGAAAUUAUUGAGUCUUUCUAAAAUAUAAAUUUAGGUAAGAGAAGAAGAAGAAGAAGAAGAAGAAUACUUUAUUUAUCCACGGUUGUCUCAUCAGGCAUAUCUAUAAUAAUUAAUUAAAAUUUAAAAUUUAAAAUUACAAACAAUUUUAUAUAUUACUACUUUACUUAUUUACAAAUAUAAAGUAUAAAAUAUAAAACCCUGCUUUCCACGAGAGCCGUGCAUUACUAAUCUAAAAACUAUAACUAAUUGUAGUAAAAUGACCCGACUACCGCAGCCCGGCUUUGAAGCUUUCUAGUGUUUUUGCUUGCCGUAACCCAGCUGGCAGACUAUUCCAAAGCACCGCACCAGUAUAGCUAAAGCUAUUUUUCAAGUAGUUUGUGCGGGGCUUUGGAAUAUUUAGUUUUCCCUCGGCGUCUCUCAGGGAGUAUACGGUGUCACGGUAUAUAAACAUGGAUCGCAUAUAUUCAGGAGUGAGUCCAUUUAAAGAUUUGUAAACCAUGACAGCCUUAUGAAAGCUUCUUUGUCACUCUAGUUUUUGCCAGCCAAGAAUUUCAAUAAGGGGAUCGGCACUAGCGUCAUAGCCAGAAAAGGUUAAAACCCUAGCUGCUCUGUUUUGAAGCUUUUGUAGCUUGAGUGCUAGGGUGUUGCAACAGCUAUCCCAAACUUCACAGCAAUAGUUGACAUGGGGCUGAACUAAUGAGUUAAAUAUGGUCAUUAAGGUGUUUACAGGGACAAAAGGUCGUACACGUUUGACAUUUGAGAUUGGCAGAGAAAGACAAGCAAGUCCGUACACGAUAUGCUUGUCAGUUCGAAUAAUAUUGGCAAUAAAUUUUUGAACAAAUUUCUGAUAUUGUACCUGUUUAGCAUACCACAAAUUAAUGGCAUAAGAUGUAACGACAUCACCCAUUGUUCCGUCGAGAAUGGGAGCAACAGUGUUAAUGAAUUCAUCAGUUACAUCAUUGACGCCUCAUGUGGAAAACAGAGAACCAAGUACAAUCUAUUUGCCAGUUGCUGCCGAAUGAUUGCCAGGGUCUAGUGACCUCUUGAACUCCAUGUGUGCACAAAUUUCUUCUGGUGUUACACCUCUGAUAGACUCCCCAGUAAAGGAGAUGUAGACUAUACGUCUGACUUUUGUGCAAGAUGUAUCCAGGCAUUGGAGGUUAAAUAUAUAUUACACACCAACUAUUUCUUGGAUUAAACCAAAAACGAUUCACUAGAAACCCAGGGGCUAAUCAAUAAUCUAAUACACACCCAAUAAGCUUAAAAUGGUCUGUGCAAAACGAGGUGUGAUUCAUGAAAUUUUAUAGCAGAACUCCAUGCACUUCGCAAGCAAGAGUAGCCGAAUAAGGAGUACCAGGGAAGGGACAUUUCCGUAUCUGGCCCAGCCCGGAAUGUGCCACAGAACAGGAUGUGGUCACAAGGUGAUCAUCCCAGCUGUGUAAGACAUUGUGAUAUUACACUCAACAUUCGAUUUCAUACAUUUACUGUAAUUCAUGAUGGCCGCUCUCGGAUUGAUUGAACAGAUUGGUAGAAGUGCUUUACAUAAAACAGAACAAGUUUUCACCAUUUGAUCCCCAAAUAUUGGUUUAGGUUAAGAAAAACAAAUAGAUGAGGCAACAAUCAAGUCACGCUGCCUUCACCGCCCCCGCCCCCUCAGAAUACUGCAGAGCAUUUCCCCACCUCGACAUGAGAAGAGAUCACCAGUAGCAAAUUUUGCAGGCAGCAUUUUGUGCUGAACUGCAGGUUGUUCCAUGGGGAAUGGCCGGAGAAGCCUGAAUUGCCAGCAUCUGUGAGGACUCAUCCAUCAAGGAAUUAACGACUGGCGAAGGGUGGAAGUGCAUUGGCCCAUUCUUAUGUGGACUAGUCUUCGGCAAUGCUUGUAUGAACACAACCUAAUUGAUCCAAAAGAAGAGACUCCUGAGGAAAUCCAAUGCAUAGGAGGACAACUAUGUCUAACACUUCAUUCAGGGAAUGCCUGUAAGUCAGAAACAUCAAACGUUCUUUGACUAUAGUGUGGCGCAAAAAAAGCAUGUCUUAGUUCAUAGUUAUAUUCUAGCACAGGCUGAUUGUUAUAUAAUGUUUGAAGUUUGCUAAAUUGAUCUCUUAAAAGGUUUUGUGGUUUGCCCCUUCUUUUAUGCACCACACCAUCGAUCAUUUUCUCUAACAAAUUAAUACGUCUACAAUGAAUGCAUACUGGUAGUUGUCUAAACAGUCGAAAUGAAAUCCAAUCAGUUGAAGGAGAAACUGGUCUUUGUACGAGAACAGUAAAACAUUGCCUGUAACAAAUCGAUACGUUUUAAAGAUUGAAGCAGACAUGAAAUAGAGAGCGUUGUUCAUAUUGCGAGACUUGAAUCAUUUCAUCCAAUUCUUGAAACACGUCUUUAAUUGAAGUAAGUAGAGACAUAGUUUUACAGGCCAAUUGCAGCGAAUCAAAUCAUGUAGAAUCGAAAUCUCAUCCAUUGCCAAUCUAAAAAGAAAUUUUUUAAGGGAAAGCGAUUUGCCAAAUGUGCGGUAAUGUUCUUAUGUAAGGUAACACAUACCUGAACUUCACUCGAUGCUCUUCUCGGAAUUUGUCUCUCAUCUGUUUAUAGUCCAGUGCUUAAAGUUCUUUGGCUAUGGGAUGGUGUGCUGGAAGACACAUCUGCGCCUGUUUACAAGGGAAAGGAACAGCUUGUAGGGCUAAUUCUUGAAGAGUUCUUAUCUUGGCGUAACGUAACAGCAACAACGUGUGUAUUCACUCAAAGACUAAAUGCUAACUGACCAUGAAGCGUGCUCUCUUAUCCCUACCCUACACAAUAGGUGGACGUGAACGUGUGGUGGAUGAAAACACAUCCCCUUGGUUUUACUAUCUUUCAUAUCUUUAACAACCCUAUUUGUAAAUUUCUUAUAGAGAUAAUGAAGGUUAGGAUUUGGUUGUUUACUUUUAAGUAGUUUGGAAUAUAGAUUAUCACUAUACUUCAUUGUAGCAAAAAUUUCUUUAGUAAUCCCAGGUUUGGAGGAUAUUUUAACCUCCUUUUUGGAAAGCCUCUUUUUAGGUACAUGUACCUUACAAACAGAAUCGAUUUGGUCAUAGAAUAGAUCAAACUUGCCAUUAGUCACGAAUUGUCCCCGAACCAUAUAACAAGUCAUGAAUUACUUCAACAAAUUGAACUCAUUCUCGUUUUAAGUUGUUUCCCUAAUUAUAAGUCAAUGAAAACACACAGCCAUGGUUUUUAUGAAAAACCUAAUUACAAGUGGGAUGUGUAAUUGUUCUAGUGCCCUGAUUUUUACAUCUGUGCUAAUUUUACAAGUGGAACGUGUAAUUGUUCUAGUAACAAUUGCCCUUUUUUAAAAAAAUAAAUUUCAAAACUAUAUGAAAGGUGCCAAAAUGCAACCGCUUCCUUGAAAGUGCGUGCAAGUUUAAAAUAAAAAGUCGGCUACAACAGUGGACAUAUAAUACUUGACAUUUCUUUUUGGCCAUCCUUUCCUCUUUGAGCGAUAAUUUAAUCUUUCUCAUUUAGACAUAGUCAUCCAAACACAAUUCACUAUCAAUAAUUGUCAUACACCAACCUUUCAAACACCAAUUAAUCCACAGGGUAGCUGUACACACAUCUAACUUGAUGAGCGCUUGCAUAGACUUUCUACAAAAAAUCAUCCCACAGUGUUCUAGUAAAGGUUACAAUUGUACAAAUACGUGUACCUGCAUAAGUGUGUGUGAAUUUUUCACAUUCAAUAUCGUAUAUUUCUUGUGAUGGCACGAUCAAUUUUUCACAACGUAACCAACCAUGAAUCAACAUUUCUUGUUGAAAUAACCGAUUGCAAUGAGAACAAUUCAUGGAAUUCCAAUGAUGGUACCGUUUAAAAGGGUUAAUCCAACAACAGGAGGAACAGACUUUUCGAGUAGUUACUUCGUGGAAAACAUGCCUAAACAUAAAAAUGGUCAUGCAUUAAAAAGCGAGAUCGAUACAACUCCACUAUCUUAACCGUUUCUUGAAAGUCCCAUGAUUUCCCUUGUAACUUUAUGUCAAUCGUGCAACGUAAAAUUUUAAGCGUAAACAAGGCAAUCAAAAGUAAUGGCCUUCCCUUCUAACCCAAUUGGUCAGGUCGCACACCGUUAAACUUUGAACACAUGAUAAGGAGGCACUAAUAACAAUGAGAACGUAAAAAAUACAGUGAAUUGAGUAAUAACAUUUGUUGCCUAUAAAAGUUAAUAUCCAUGUUUAUGUCAUAAAAAUAGAUGUAUAAAAAAUGGGUGCGCCUAAUUUUUCCAUCCAUGGUAAGUGCAAAAAAUUUCACUGCAAAGCAAUGUUGGCAGCAAUAAACUCCUUUCAAUUUAAUCCAAUCUGUUAAAUGGCACACUUCAGAUUCUUCAAUUUGGGUUAAUACAUCACUACAAUUAGUAAAAACCCAAAAUGAUAUAAGUGCGUCUUAAAAAGUAAUUAUAAUCCAAAGCGGGUUUGUUGUAUAUAAUUCCUUUCUUAAGAGACGAUUGCCCAAUUUUAUGUGGACUAGUCCAUCUAUGGUUAAUUCCAGACUGUUAAUUCUUUGGCAAUGUGGCCAUGAACACAACCUAAUUAAUCCGAAAGAAGAGUCUCCUGAAAAAAUCCAAUGCGUAGGAGGACAAAUAAGUCUAACACUUCAUUCAGGGAAUGCCUUUAAGUCAGAUACAUCAAACAUUCUUUGACUAAAAUGUAGCGCAAAAAAAAGCACGUCCUAGUUCAUAGUUAUAUUCUAGCAGGGGCUUGUUAUAUAAUGUUUGAAGUUUGCUAAAUUCAUUGUGGUUAGCCCAUUCUUUUAUGCACCACACAAUCAAUCAUUUUCUCUAACAAAUUAAUACGUCCACAAUGAAUGCAUACUGGUAGUCGUCUAAACAGUUGAAAUCACGGAAACAAAGUGCUUCUUUCUUGUGAAAUCCAAUCAGUUGAAGGACAAACUGGUCUUUAUACGACAACAGUAAAACAUUGCUUAUAACAAAUUGAUACAUUUUAAACAAGCAGACAUGAAAUAGAGUGUCGUUCAUAUUGCGAUACUUGAAUCAUUUCAUCCAAUUCUUGAAACAUGUCAAAAUUUAAAGUAAGUAGAGACAUAGUGCUACAGGCCAAUUGCAGGGAAUCAAAUCAUGUAGAAUCGAAAACUCAUCCACUGCCAAUCUAAAAACAUUUUUUAAGGGCAAGCGAUUUGCCAAAUGUGCGGUAAUGUUCUUAUGUAAGGUAGCAUACCUGAAUUUCACUCGAUGUUCUUCUUGGAAUUUCUCUCUCAUCUGUGUAUAGUCCAAUGCUUGAAGUUCUUUGGCUAUGGGAUGGUGUGCUGGAAGAUACAUCUCCCCUUGUUUACCAGAUUGGAUCAGGCAGUGUACAAGUAUUUUCUUAAUGUGUGAAGCUGAAACAUCCCUGUUAAAGGUCCAAUGCUUAAAGAGAAAGGGAUGUCUUAUGCACGAUAACUACAGAUAGCCGACUUCAAGGGAUCUGACGGGUGGCUUGACCGUUGGAAAACGAGACAGUAUAACAUUCAAAACUAUUGCUGGGGAGGCCACUUCAUGCACACCUGCGAUGACUGCAUCGUGGGAGCAAACUACCUUGCCAGCUAUUCUGUCAAGCUACAACCUGGCUGACAUUAUAAUGCUGAUGAGUUCGGGCUAUUCUAUCAGGCUCUCCCUGAGAAGUCGCUCCACCUUAAGUCUGAGAAAUGUGUGGGAGGGAACCAUAGUAAAAUUCGGUUGACGGGAAUGGCUGCUGCAAAUUCAUUAGGCAAAAAACUUCCUAUGUUUGUGAUUGGAAAGUUGGCCAAACCCCGGUGUUUCUCUGGAGCGCGGAACAUUCCAUGCAGACAUAGAGCACGCAAAAUAGCUGGAUGGAUAGUGUCCCUUUUUGAGGACUGGAUUAGAGAACUGGACAGCAAGUUUGAAAGAGAAGGCAGAAAAAUUGUGCUUAUUGUGGACGACUUUCCAGCUCACUCACAUGUAAAGGAUCUUAAAGCUAUUGAUUUAGUGUUUCUGCCACCUAGUACCAUCAAAAGCUGUACAAAUGUACACAACUGGAAUUGAUAACAAUAGGUCAAUCCCAAACAUCAGCAUCCUUGUUGCUAUGGAUAUGCUUGUUGUAGCAUUGGACAAAGUUACGCCAGGCACCAUCAAAAACUGCUUCAGAGCAGCCAGGAUCUCACAUCAGUCCCAAGAAAGUGCACUUUCUGAUGACGACGAUCCAUUCAAGAAAUCAAUAACUUAAGGGAACGAGUGCCUGAACUUGCACUGGAGAAUGUAACAUUUGGCAUUGUUGUGGAACGUGAUGAUGAUGAGGCUACUUUUGAAGCUGAUUCCCUAACUGAUGAGGAUAUACUAGCAGAGUUUAACCACUCAGAUGCAAAUGUAGAGAAAGAAGAUGAAAUGGAUAAUGAUGAGAUUGUCAUUGUAGACGAACCGCCAAAACCACCAACACAGUGUGAAUUGCGCCAUGCAAUCAGUGUGCUUAACACAUUCAGCUUUUUUGCUGAUGAUGUGCACCUCGAUAAUCUGCGCAAAAGUACCAGGAACAUUUCUCAAAUCAUAGACCAGAGUUUCUCGGUUGCAAAGAGGCAACAAGUUACUACAAAUUAUUUCAGCUGAAUUGAGCAAGUGCUAUAUACAUACCCUACACGACAUGUGUUCUGUUAUGUUUCGUUUUUGUUUUUUAAGUACAGUAUGUUUUGUUUGUUAAUAAAGGUCAAGAUCUACAUUAAAAAGGACGUAUCUUUGUUAAAAGUUGAACUCUUACUCAUAAUCACACAAUACCCGGCCAAUUAAGCGUAAUUUGAUGCCACUUUCGAUUUCUCGAACCAAUUUGCAUUUCCCCUGGAGGUUCGAGAAAUCAGCAUUCCACUGUAUAUGUUCUUCAAAAAGGCAUAUUGAGUUUAGGUGUAAGUAGUUCCACGUACUUGCCUUAAAGAACAAAGAAUACUCACCCAAAAUGUUUUUCAUAUUCGGUCCGAUAUCCGAUGAACUAAUUAUUGCAAUGUGAAUUGAGAUUUGGCAGAUAAAAAAGUACAAAACUAUAUUAUAAGCUCCAACUGGUAAUAUUUGACAUUUGGCAUUUCACCAGUUCAUGUAUGCUGCCAAUAAUAUCCUACAGUGCCGUAGGAGGUACCCUGACAGUGGAAGACGAUAAUUUUUGUUACCCAGCCUGUGGGCCAUCUGAAAUUUUGUACGUAAUAGUUGUCUUAUCUGAACCUGAUGUAAUACUUGAAGCUCUACAAUAACUCUCAAGGGGUUAUUGGAGAGCUCUCUCUACUCUCUCUCAACUCUCUCUACUCUUCAGGGGCUGGAGAGAAGAGAUUGAUCCUGGGAAUGACAUUAGGGCCAUUUAUAGGAGGAAAAAUCAGAUGCGAACUUUCUGUAUAAAGGGCACAUUUCGUCUAAAAUAAAAUUCUCAGACGUGUAUUAUUUUAGAACAGCCCUUAACACCUGUUCUUAGAUAAUACGUGUCUCAGCGAAGACGAGAAAAACUGUGUAAAUGACCUUCACGUCUUAAAUAAGACAUGAAUGCAAAGUACACAUGCAUUAAUUUUUGGCGGGAAAAUUAUGGCUGGCUACUGGCGGGGAAAAGUUGUUUACAAGUACAAUGUGUAUUCAUUUUCUGGUCUAUUCUGCUUUAUUUUUUCUUUGGUCAAUUACAAUGAGCAUGCCGUUAGAGGCAAAAAGAAACACUUGGUCCCUUGCGUAGGAAAAGGAUUUCUGGUUAUUAUGUAAGGAGAAGGCGAUAGCAGAUCUCCUGGACAAAUGCGUGACAUCUGCUGGUGCAAGUAGACCCUUUUAACUUUAAACUAUCACAAUCGAUUACUAAUUGAUUUACUAAUCAAAUUGCUAUCUUCGUAUUAUAAACUUACACUGUGAAAGUAAGUUUAAGUAUACAGAAGACUUAUGUCAAUGCUCUUUUUCAGAAUGAAGACGUUUAUGGCCAUAUUAGAGAGGGGCUGAAAGAGAAGGGAUAUGAGGAUCGUGGUAGUGAGAAACUACGGACACAAUACUGUAAACUGAAAAUGAAGUUCGAGUAAGCUUGAGUUUUUAUUAUUGCUUUAGUUGCUUUUUCCUAAUGCUACACAGUACAUGGAAGUUUUGGUACAGGCCGAAAAUUUUAUAUGUAGCCUUAGUUGUCAGCAAUCAUCCCUUCAAAAAUUUGAAGACUCUGAUUCCUAGAUAGAAAAAAAAUAAUUGAGUAAGAAGAGAGGGCAGGAUUGCAAUCUGUGGAGUUUCGAGAAAGGAAUUCUUAAGGCUACUGCAUGAAUUUAAAGGUCAUUUAACAUUUUUGUGCAUGCUUACACCUAUUAAAAUGAUGUAUUAUAAUUAAAUCAGAUGGUGCGGAGAGGGAGGGGUUCAAUGUGGAAACUAUUUAUGAGGGGGUUUAACUUUAUAAUAAAAUAAACAUAAUUGCGAAACAUAUUUAAUAAAAUUGUAUAUUUGUUAUAGGUAUAUACUAAAACAGUGGAUAGUGCUUUUCGUGCGCUGUGAUUGGCUACUUCAUCAGUGAAUAUCCUGCACUAUGCACUGAUUCACCUCCAGUUCCUCCGAGCAAGCGACGCCAAACUCGUGUAAGUUGCGUGCAAAAUGCCUUCCCGGUUAGCUGCUGCAACAAACACAGAAAUUUCACAGCUAAUCAAGCAAGCUGUUGAAUUUAUCAUUAAAACUGGUGAAAAAGUUUUUUGUCUACAACUGCAAAUUAAGCUUAAGUCUUGCAUUAAUCUAUUAAGUUGACGUGUUCAUAAAAAAGCUUAAAACUAAAUUUAGUAAUCUGUUUUAGAGUAAUUUUAAAUACAAACAGAAUUCACAACUCCUUUUGAAGAAAUUUUCCUGUAAGAGCUAAACAAAUACCUUCAAAUGUUUCAUUUGUGGGCAAGAAAAAGUGACGACCACGGCCGUUUGGUCAUUGCGCGCCAAAAUUGUAAUCGUUGGCAACAGUAAAUGAGAUAAAAAUCAUCAUUUUUGUGCUAAAUUUAUCUCACUGUUUUAGUAUAUACUGAAAAAUAUAUACUGAAAAAACAAAUUAUUAUUCACCUCGGUGUCAGUGGCUAGUGGUGGGUAUUUACCUCGCCGCUGCGCGUCCUCAGUAAAUUUCCACCACUAGCCACCUCCACUUUGGUGAAUAAUUAUCUCUUUAUAAGUGAUGUAAAGGAUCGCAUCCUAACCACCACCCAGAAAGAUUGGAUUUUGUACAAGAUACGCGGCAGUCAUUCUCAAUAAUUUAUGCAAGGGAAAAGGAAUUCAUUUUUUGGCGGACACAACUCAUUUGCCCCCAGGUUGUCCGUCUCUUCUCGCCCCGUUAAGCCCUGUUUACAAGGAGGGAGGAUAAAGGGUUACCCUAGCACUCACACAUUUCUUUUUUCUCCGAUGUGUUUACAAGGGUAGGUAGGGUUACCCUAGCACUAGGGUAACCCUACCUGCCUCACAAACACUCUGCUAGGGAUAACUCACCUACCCACAACAACUUUUGUCCUUCAUGUGUGACCAGUAGCCUUGGCUAUUUGAACGGAAUUAUCUAUAAUCUAAAAUCCAACCUGUCGACCGCAUUUUUUUUUGCAAGUUAAAAGAACAUUUCUUGUACGCCAUGUACACCAAAAACUAGCUUUCCUAAUGCACCUAUAAUUGCAAAUGUAUGAAUUCAAAGUAUACCCAAGUAAUUUAAGGCGCCACAAAGAAGGCACAAAUAACAGAGCAAAAUUCAGCUACGUUCAUGUUAACUUGAUUUUCCAAGCCUUCGCUAGAAUCAGGAAAAGAAGGUAAACAAACCAAUAAAUACUGGGAAAAUUUCAUUUGUAUUGUAACCUUUUUUUUGCGAAAAUUAUACCACAAAGUAAAAUUGGCCUGACCAGGAACUGGCCGGACCAAGGACAACAUACUGUAUACCAGGCUGAAUAUUCUGAUUUUUCUGCCGAUUUUAGCCUGAAAAUAUUCUUCCAUUAUUCUUGAUUUAUGAUGACAUUUCCGUUUACAAUGUAUUGAAUGUAUCACUGAACAUUUGGUUAUAGUUACUACAGGUUUUUUCGUUUGUUCGCUUUUUCUGCUUUUUAGAAAAAGGGAUAGUUUUAUAUCGGCAAGUUAGAGACAUAAUUGUAUUGUAUUAUUUACAUCUAUCACCGCAGAAAGUUCAAUUUUCAUUUUCAUUUAUUCGGGAAACCACUUCAAGCAGAGAUAACAUAAAAAUCCGUUUUUUGCAGCUUUUUUUACAGACAUUUAAAAAGCCAGGUACCUGUCAACCUGUACUUAUUAUUUACAAGUUAGGUUCCAAGCUCACAAAGCCAGAAGGCAGCUUGUCACAGUAGACUGGAACUACCCCUUUCUGUCAGUGAGAAUGGCGGAGCAAGCCACACAAGGAAGUACAAUCAAAGAACCAUAG